AUGUUGACGGGUGCGCAGCCGCAGCCGCUAAUCGCGAACCGUACUCCAGUCGUGCGUCGUCAGAGACCGGGACGUGGUGUCAGCGCUCGCAAACGCUCUCGUGAUGCGGUUACGUUCUUUGAAAUCGCAAACGGCUCGCCUACGGCCGACAAGGUCUCGUCGCAUGAGUGUCCAGUCGAGCUAGUUACAGACGUUUGCGGGAAUAGUGCAGCGUCUGAGGUACCUCAUGAGUACGUGGUACGCAUCCAAGGCCUUCGUGCGCUGGAGCAACAGCAACAGAAGCUGUGGAUGCUUGUGCAAGCGCUAGAAAAUAGUCUGGUAAAACUUCACUGUCGUGUUCGCGACGUAGAGGGGUCUCUGGCACAGAUAUGCUCCAGCCUAUCGCCGAACAGUGCUUCUGAGACGGCGACAGGCACGAGCAAGGCGACGGACCAGAGCGACAGCGGCAGCGCGACCACGCUCAGCGCUGAGCCCACACAGCAGUCCGUUGCGCUGCAGACAUCUGAGGAGCAUGCGUCGACAGUGCCCGAGUCUCCUUCAGGUUGCUCUCCGAGACGGUUCGGAGAAGUAACCCAGCAGCAAAGAGCAAAUGACUCAGCAGGAGCUGGCGCGAUGUGCAACACUCCGCCCGCGCAACGCAUUUACGACACACACCAUGGUACCAGACGCUUUCGCUUGGUGUGGAGUCGAAAGAACUGGCAAUGUUCGUGGAUCCGGUUUUGGGGACCAGUGACGAUCCACACGUUCGCAAGCAGCAACGAAAGUGCCAUUUGCAGUCAGCUUCUGUUUCCGGAGGCGCUAAAAGCCCCGCAAUUCCUUUGCGUUUGCGGUUUUUACCGUGAAAGCAAUCGCUUCUGGAUACGGACCACAGAUGGAAUCGAAGGCUUCUGGGCCAAUGUGGAGCCGUCCCCAAACGGCGGUUUCCAAGACCCGCUUGGAAAGCUGAUGCUGGCGGAGCGCGCUGAAACCGGUCAUUGGCUGCAUACGCGAGUCCUGCAAAUGGAUGACGACUGCCAAGUCGUGUUCUACGCAACUAUUCGACGGGUCUGGGGACAUCCGAUCGAUACCGUACAACUGGAAUACGAUGAUGGGCGUUGCAGUCCGCCGCUUGCCAUCUCAGCGAUUCGAUUCCAAUGCGUAGCGGCGGAGCGCUUGCCCAAGCGCGAAACACUUCAACGGGCGGCAUUCGAGGAGGAGCCAUAUCCAUGGAAUCAGUCGCGAGCUGGAGUACUGGAUCGGACGCAAGCGCUCGUUGUGCAGCCGACACCAACCAAAACUCAACGGCCUUGGGCGGAGGACACUCGGAUACCGCGCGACUAG
Molecule: messenger RNA, 1320 nt
Organism: Cyanidioschyzon merolae strain 10D
Lineage: Eukaryota; Rhodophyta; Bangiophyceae; Cyanidiales; Cyanidiaceae
Exons: 1
Coding region: 1-1320 (439 amino acids)
Source: RefSeq, a predicted model, not a curated record